Amphiprion ocellaris (clown anemonefish) is the source of this 3661-nucleotide messenger RNA. It is a transcript of the gene nlrc3l, whose product is annotated as NLR family, CARD domain containing 3-like. The coding region runs from base 338 to 2695 and encodes 785 amino acids. The record is from RefSeq and is a predicted model, not a curated record. The transcript is spliced from 12 exons. NCBI's taxonomy places the organism in Eukaryota, Metazoa, Chordata, Actinopteri, Pomacentridae.
CUGGCGGAAAAAGCCGAGUCGAAAUCGAAACUCCUGACAGGGAAAAGAUGGUGCAUGGUCGCUGAUAAGACCUUAAACUUAAUAGUGUGGUUUAUUUGGAUUAGGUAUUUAUCAGGAUACGAACAUUUGAAGCGUUUCUAUGUGGUAUUUGACCGCCAUGUUGUUGUAGUUUAGUAUCGGUGAGCCUAACGGCAGGAAGCUGGUCGGCUAACGUCUGUCAGGUGGAUUCCCUUCUUUUUUGAUGUAGUAUUGAAGUUAGUGCCUCGAGUUUAGUACGAUUUAGUCGACUGAAAUCUGUUCUACAUCAGCAGUGAGUGAGUCCGUCUCACCCCGAAACAUGGACCCGGACACCGAGGUGCAAAGAAUCUUUAAGAAUGAAGAAGAGGUGGACGAUGAGGAAGAACAGAGGAAGAAGUUGAUGAGGCCCCCCUCUAGCUAUGGUUCAAUGAAGAGCGACAGCGAUAACACGGAGGAAGAGGGGGGCGACGAGGACGAUGAAGCUGAUGACGUGCUUGUAGAACUACCUGAACCGUCUACAACUGAGGAGACAGGGGUGCAGAUGAUUCGUUCUGAGUCUCCAGAGACCCUCUACACCAUGACCACGAUGCAGACCAAACCACCAGGAGCCUUUGUUAUUGAAACCAGGUCGUCUGAUCUGGAGGAUUUUCCUGAAGAUGAUGAUGAGGUGGAAGAAGAUGAGGAUGAACUUUUGGUAACUAAUUCCCCAGAACCACCUGAGCCCAUUGAACCAGACGACGCUAUGCAGACUGAUGAGAACAGCCAGCCAGGCAAACUGCACCCAGAGCAGGACAUGCCACAUGUGUUCAAGAGCAUCCAGAGUACUCUGACAGACCUCAGCAAAGACGACCUACUGAACUUUAAGAUGUGGUUUCACCAAUGGGAAAGGCGCAUAACAUUAACAGAUACAAUAUGUGGAGACGUACUUGACUUUGUUGACAAAACUCUGGAGAUUCUUGGCGAAGAACGUGCGCUGUCGCAUACUAUACAUACUCUGGAAAAUAUUGGCAAAUUUGAACUGGCAAAGAAACUAGACAAACAGUGCAAGAGAGUGCUGAUCCGCCAUAUUCUGAGGGGGGAAUUGAACAGAAAACAUUCCGCCCUCUACGAAGGGGUGAGUCACGCCGGAAGGCAGCCUUUGUUAGAGACCGUCUACGUGGAGCCGCUGAUUACCACGUGCAGUUACGGAGGAGUUGACCCCUCACAUGAGUUCGGACCACGCCAUCUGACGCCUCUCCAGGUUCCCAGCAAUGUCACCUAUGUUGGUGUGACUGACCUGUUCCGACAGCAGAAGGAUGACGGCACGCCAGUGAGGACGGUGCUGACCACUGGGAUUCCAGGAAUGGGCUUGUCUGUCUGUGUGGCGAAGUUUUGCCUGGACUGGUCAGAACAUCGGUCCAAUUUGGAUUUACAGUUUGUCAUCAAACUUUCAUUCCGAGCUAUACGGAAUCUGCGAAACAGACAGGACAGAGAGCGUCCUCCUUCUCAGAUUAUGUCCGUGAUGGAAAUGAUAGAAUUUUAUCAUCCAGACUUAAGAGGCAUCACUUUCCUGGAUGAAGAGAACUGUAAAUAUCUCGUCAUAAUGGAUGGGUUCGAUCGCUACCAAUAUCCUCUGGACUGGGAGAAUGCUCCAGUAAUACACGGCAAUCACACCAAAGCACAUCCUGAUGUCGUGAUUGUGAACAUCUUCCGAGGCACUGUGCUUCCUGGUGCCCGUAUCUGGAUCCUCGGGAGGCCUGCAGCCGUCUCACAAAUACCAUCUAAGUUCAUAGACUUCACCACAGAAAUACAGGGCUACACCGAGGAGAUGAAGGACCACUUCCUGACCAAGCGCUUUAUCGAUGCAGAGGUGGCAGCAAAGAUUGUGGCGCACUACAAGCGUCUACCAACACUAAAGAUCCUGACUCGCCAGCCCUUUAUCUGCUGGAUGGCGGCCAAAGUGUUUGAGCGACGCUUCCGUUAUCCGGACUACGGGACGGAGCCUCCCAGACUGACAUCGUUCUACAUCAACAUUUUUGUGAUCCAGUCAAAUCGCAGACUGGCGUUCUACCACGGAAGAAUGGAAAUUAAGCUGGUUUGGUCCGCUGAAGACAAGCAGAUGCUGAUUAACAUAGGAAAGCUGGCCUUAACGAUGCUGGAGAAGAACACCAGUGUCUUUUAUGAGGAGGAUUUGAAGGAGCACGGCCUGCCGUUCCAAGAGGUGUUGGUCUGCUCUGGCUUCUGCUCAGAGAUCCUCACUCCAACCUCUGAUGGGAGAAGGCAGUUCUGCUUUUUUCACUACACAUUUCAGGAGUUCAUGGCUGCUCUAUAUGUCUUCAGCAUGUUUUACGUGGAGUCAAAGAACAUUUUGGACUCUGGGUCCAGAAUUCCCAAGAUCUUCACAUCUUCCAAAUGGUCGACCAAAUCAGCAGCAGGCCUGGUCCACUGUGCUAUAGUGCGAACCUUCAAUGCCCCACUGGGUCACUAUGACAUGUUCCUGCGCUUUCUGUGUGGCCUGCUUAACCCAGAAAGCCAUGAAGACCUACUUGCUGGGGCCCUUUACCCCUCCAGGUCCCCAAAGGUGGAUGGACUGGACGAGGUGCAGCGGCUGCUGGAGCAGACCAUCCAGAAAGCUCCGGCAGACAGGGUGGAAAACCUGAAAGAGUGCCUUCGAGAGAUGAUCCAGGAAGACCAGUGAGUUGAGGCUGGAUCAAUACAUGAAAACAACUGUCACUUUAUAUGGAGAUGAUGGAUAAAAAAUGAAUAGUGCCUUCAAGCUUCAAGUUUCUGUCAUCACAGAAUUUGCCAUUAAUCAUCCCCAAAGUGCUGAAAACAAUCACCAACAUUAAAGUGUGAGUGCAUUUACUGCAGCGUCAGACUAAAUAAAUCGCUGUGCUGUGUGUCCUGCUGCAGUAGACUUUAUGCAAUACUACAAUAUGUUUGUUUUGUUCUACAAAGACAAACCAAUGACAAUGCUUUCUCACCCAAGGUUUUCCUACAUUUAGUUGCCAUUUUUUAAUACGACCUGUGGCUUUUAUUUUCCCCUCAGUUAAAUACAGUGCAUGUCAGUGGUGACAGAAGUGACUGAACUUUAGUGACGUUUAAAUACAUAAGAAACAUAUCCUGGGCACAACUUGAAAUAUGUAAUAAGAUGCAGCAGAAUCUCCAAAGAUUUGUGACAAACUGAGAACAAGGCAACUGUCAUCACAAUAAAGGUGGACAUGCAAAAUAUUACUGGGACUAGUGGUGUUUUGUAAUUAAACAUAAACCCAAACUAUGCUACGCAUCAAUUCAAAACCAGUACAUAUGAAGUUUUAAGAUGACAAAUGCUGUGUGUGUGUGUGGUGCGUGCGUGCGUGCGUGCGUGCGUGCGUGCGUGCGUGCGUGCGUGCGUGCGUGCAUUUACAAUCAAAUAAUAGCAUCUAAAUGAAGAGCGAUGGGAUGUGUGAAGUCUUAGUUUUGGAUCUUAAUCAUGUUGUGUAUAUAUACUGUCUGAAUUUAUAAAUUACUUCCUCAGUCUUAAUUGUGCGUGACAAAUAAUCAGUACAAAAAUAGAUUUUAUAAUACCGCAUGGUUAUGCUUCCAUGUUUGCGAAAGUCUUUGUAAGCCAUGUUUUAGGUGUUUUUAUGAGAUAGAAUGAUUAAAGGGUGAAUUUAAUGCAGUA